AUGGUAAAACGUAGCAGGAGAACGCGAAAAACGACGCCAAACUACAAAGAAGUGGUUCCAGACGAGGUGGUCGAAGUUUCUGAGGAAGAAGAAGAGGAUUUGGUUGAAGAUGACGAGACAGAAGAAGAAAUCAGAGCUUUCAAGAAACCAAAAUCUCAAUUGAAAACAACUACUCAGACUGAAUUGAAGUUCAACGCUACAAAACAAGUACAACCAGCUAAAAUAAUCAAUGAUUUAGUUCCGAGGGUCACUUCUAAUCAAGUUGAACAACUGCAACUGUUACAAUGGAUCGAUAAAUAUGCUCCGUCGAAAUCUAACGAUAUCUGUAUAAAUCCACAGAAACUCAGACAAGUACGACAACUUUUGUACGAUAUGAUCUUGAAUAAGUCCCACAAACGGUUGUUGGUAUUGACAGGACCAGCUGGAAGUUCUAAAUCAACUACCGUAAAGCUUUUAGCCGAUGAGAUCAUUGCUAGUUUACCUGAUCACCAACUUGACGAAUACGGUUUGCUAGGUACGUCAUCUGCUGAUCCUCAUUGGAUAGAGUAUUUGGAUGGGAACAGUGUUGAAGGUACCAAUCAAUCGGAUCUGUUUGAGGAGUUUCUCACGGAUGCGAAGUACCGGGUGGGCUCGAAUAUGGCUGUAGUGUUGAUCGAAGAGUUACCCAAUGUCUUCCACUACGAGACGCUACUCAAGUUCAGAAACAAGAUAAGAGAGUGGAUUUAUUGUAACGAAACCCUCCCGCCCCUCGUGAUAUGUUUGACAGAUGUAGAAUAUACUUCAGAACAAGGAACUCGUGACUACUCGUAUACUAUAGACAAUAACCUCACCAUGGACACACUCUUAGGCAAGGAGUUGGCCAAUCUGGCACAAGUAGAGCACAUCAAGUUCAAUUCGAUAGCCAAUCGCUUUUUGAAGAAAACGAUUGGGCAGUUAGUGAAGUCAGAAAGAAACGUAUUUAACAAAAUUCCGUAUAAGGAACUUACAGAAUUUAUGGACGAAAUCAUCAAGAUAGGUGAUAUUCGUUCAGUAAUCUUCAACUUAGAGAUGUGGGCUACCAACUACCUGAAGGAAGCCAAGUGGUAUAACCGUGAGAACCAGAUAAAUUUGUUCCACGCCAUUGGUAAGAUAAUCUACCUGAGUUCCGAGUUCAGUGAACUAUCUAGCGAUGAACGUGAUUACAAUUCUGUAGAACAGGUUUUGGCCAACUACACCAACAACCAGUUGCUAAACAUGGCUAUCCUUGAGAACUACCUGAUAUAUAAUGAUGCCCACUUUCCAGUAGAAUGCGGAAGUGCGAUUGUGGAUGCUCUUAGUCUUAAUGACCUCUUGACUGGCGAAGCCAAUCGAGAGUAUGCUAUUAGGAGCACAAGGCAAAUCUUGCAGGCGAUUCCUGCUAGUUCCAGCACCCGUAAGUCGAAGGUGAAGUUCCCCCGUCAAUUCAAGAUGGUCAGACAGUACAACAAGACAUAUGCCAUGAUACGUUCGUAUCAGCGGUAUAUCGAUCAUGAGCUGUUUCAGAAUCUAAACUUGCUUGAUGGCUACUAUCUUCCGCUUAUUUACAACAAAAGGCUGAAGACGAGAUUUCGCUACAACCGAUUGGGAGGUCGAUUUCACGAGAUACAUGCUGACGAGUCUAUGGGAACUAACGAAGAAGAAGAAGAGUCCCAAUUCUAUAAUAGGGACCAGUUCGAGAUUGACAUUACAGAAAAAAUCGCAGAGGAAGAAAGAGGUGACUAUAGUGACCAAGACGAGUUGAGCGAAGAAAUCUCUGAUUCUGAAAUUGAAGGUGAUCAAGGUGAUGACGACGACGAAGCAGGGUUUCUGUCUGAUCCCGAGUUGGAUGUGCUUAUAUCACAGGGAAGGCUAUGA
Messenger RNA from Scheffersomyces stipitis CBS 6054, 1872 nucleotides. RefSeq lists its product as uncharacterized. The transcript has a single exon. The record is from RefSeq and is a predicted model, not a curated record. The coding region runs from base 1 to 1872 and encodes 623 amino acids. Gene Ontology annotation, molecular function: chromatin binding. Gene Ontology annotation, biological process: mitotic DNA replication checkpoint signaling; DNA repair; DNA damage checkpoint signaling. NCBI's taxonomy places the organism in Eukaryota, Fungi, Ascomycota, Pichiomycetes, Serinales, Debaryomycetaceae.